AGGGAGAGAGAGAGAGAGAGAGAGAGAGAGAGAGAGAGAGAGAGAGAGAGAGAGAGAGAGAGAGAGAGAGAGAGAACGAGGGGGAACGAGCACCAGGAACGGAAGACAGUAAGCAGAUUCGUUUGGAGUCGAUCUCUGCUCUUUUCAGUCACCGAUAGAGAUGCAGGCGAUUCUCUGGAGCCACCGAACCGCUCGAGUUAAACUGAGCUACAUUGCAAGGAUUUACUGAAAAGAAAGGACACUCACACACACUCGCACACACACUCGCACACACUCACACUCACACUCACUCACACACACUCACUCACACCCUUACAACCCCUUUGCAUCGAAUGACGGGCAGAUGAAGAUGAACCAGCAGGCUCCGUUGGACAGGAAUACAGGACAGACAGUGGCUGGGAAAUUGGAAGGCAUACGUUCGCCGUUUCAGGGCUGAAUGCCCCUCCAGAAAAAGGUCGUGCGCGACGCGGUCUUCCCGCUGGACCUGCCACCAUGGGGGAGCUGGGCCUGGGCCUGGGCCUGGGCCUGCUGCUGAGCCUGGCGUCCCGGGGCUGGGGCUGCCCUUUUCACUGCACCUGCCAGAACCUGUCCGAGUCGCUCAGCACCCUGUGCGCCAACAAGGGGCUGCUCUUCGUGCCGCUGAACAUCGACCGGCGCACGGUGGAGCUGCGGCUGGCCGACAACUUCAUCCGGGUGGUGGAGCAACAGGACUUCGUCAACAUGAGCGGCCUGGUGGACCUCACGCUGUCGCGCAACACCAUCAGCUUCAUCCAGCCCUUCGCCUUCGGGGACCUGGAGAGCCUGCGCUCGCUGCACCUGGACGGCAACCGCCUGACCGCCAUCCGCGACGACAACCUCAGCGGCCUGGUCAACCUGCAGCACCUGAUCGUCAACAACAACCAGCUGGUCAGCGUCGUGGCCUCGGCCUUCGACGACUUCCUGGCCACGCUGGAGGACCUGGACCUGUCCUUCAACAACCUGCCGACGGUGCCCUGGGAGUCCAUUCGGGGCAUGGUCAACCUGCACACGCUCAACCUGGACCACAACCUCAUCGAGUACGUGGCGGCCGGCGCCUUCGCCGAGCUGGCCAAGCUGGCCCGCCUGGACAUCACCUCCAACCGGCUGCAGACGCUGCCGCCCGACUCGCUGUUCGCGCGCUCGCAGGCCGGCCCCACCGCGCCUCCGCCCGUCACCCUCAGCUUUGGCGGCAACCCCUUCCACUGCAACUGCGAGCUGCUGUGGCUGCGUCGGCUCGGCCGGCCCGACCACAUGGAGACGUGCGCCACGCCCGCCCCGCUGGCCGGCCGCUACUUCUGGUCCAUCCCCGAGGAGGAGUUCGUCUGCGAGCCGCCACUCAUCACCCGCCACACCCACCGCGUCUGGAUCCUGGAGGGGCAGCGCGCCACGCUCAGGUGCCGGGCCAUCGGCGACCCCGAGCCCGCCGUCCACUGGGUCUCGCCGCGGGACAGGAUCGUCGCCAACUCGUCCCGCCUCACCUCCUACGGCAACGGCACCCUCGACAUCCUGGUCAGCACCGUGGGCGACGACGGGUCCUACACCUGCUUCGCCACCAACGCCGCCGGCGAGUCCACGGCCCGCACCGACCUGAAGAUCAUCCCGCUCCCGCACCGCGGUGGCGGCAACGGCACCGUCCGGGUGCUCCACGGGGACCCCGGCUCCUCCGACAUCAGCACCAGCACCAGCGGCCGGCCGGUGCUCAAUGGCAGCGACGGCCGGCCGGAGCGGGAGAGCGUCGUCUCCGUGCUGGACGUGACGGCCACCAGCGCGCUGGUCCGCUGGGCCAGGGCCAGCGCCCUGCAGCUGGUCUGGAUGUACCAACUCCAGUACAACUCGUCCGUGGACGAGACCCUGGUCUACAGGAUCAUCCCGUCCACGAGCAAAGCCUUCGUCCUGAAGAACCUGAUCUCAGGCGCGGACUACGACCUGUGUGUCCUGGCUAUCUACGGGGACCCGGUGACGCAGCUGGCGGCUACCAGGGUGGUGGGCUGCGCCCAGUUCGGCACCAAGGAGGAGUACCCGCACUGCCACCUGCUCCACGCUCACUUCCUGGGUGGCACGCUGACCGUGAUCGUGGGAGGCAUCAUUGUCGUCACCCUGCUGGUCUUCACCGUGGUCAUGAUGGUCAAGUACAAGGUCUGCGGCAGCGCCCAGUCGCCCAAGGUCAGUGACGUGUACUCGCAGACCAGCGGAGGCCAGUCCGUGGUCAACGGGGUGCUGCUCCCCCCUGGGCGGAUGCUGGUCCUUCACUCCAAAGGGAAACCCACGGGGAAGGCCCCUCCUCCGCCCUCCGCCGCUCUUGGCCGCUUGGCGCCUCACCAGCGGGCGAAGGCGCCGGGCAGGAAGGUCCGAUCCAAGCCCAGGCCUGAGGCGGAGGCCAGGCCCCGGCCCGGCUCCGAGGCAGGCAGGCAGCCACCCUCGGCGUGCCCUCGCCCCGGGCACAAGACGAAGCGCAGCUGCUCGCUGGAUAUGGGCGACAUCGCGGCCGCCGCCUGCUACAGCUACGCCAAGCGCCUCGGCGUCCUCUGGACUAAGCGGAGCCAGUCUGUCCACGGGAUGCUGGCGCGGCACGCCGAGACUGAGCUGGCAGCCCGGAAAGCUGGCUUCUACAGUGCUGACGAUCUGGAAGAGAGCAUCGUCUAGGCCAGGGCGCGCCUGAGCAGGAGAACCCCACUUGCUCUUGGGGGAAGGGAGGAGUUCUGCCCCGUCAAGUGCCCCCAGAGGGGAGGUGGAAGGUGCCCUCUGCUGAGCUGGCAUAACGGACACUCCUGGAGGCGCCGCGAGGCAGCAGACACAGGCGCCAGGCUGCCGCGAGCCCUAGACAUUUAUUCUCGAGCCGCGUGUGGGUUAGUUACCCCGCUGGGUGACGAUGGGGAUUAACGAGAGCGGAUGGACGUCUGCUGAGGAGGUCUGCUGAGGAAACCGGGUGGGGCAGCGGAAGCGGGGCCAGAAAACGGGCUGAGGGCAGCUCCCAGCGUGGACGACACCAUUCUGGGGCUGGACUGUGUCAGGGAACCGAGUGCUCGGCUCACCUCGGCAAUGUAUAAUUUCUCGAUACACUCCAGAACUGAGGUGCUCCUGAAAUGGAUGUUACUGCUGUCUGUUAUUUGAAUGUUAAUUCUGAGGUGUUGCUUUCACAUGUUAUUGAACCGGUUCAGUUUUUGCCCAUUUGCCAAACUUGCCUGUGUUCAGGUGAUCGGAGAUAACAUCAACACCGACCUGAAUAUAAUAUAAAUGUAUGAUACAAACAUCA
Hypanus sabinus (Atlantic stingray) is the source of this 3271-nucleotide messenger RNA. RefSeq names its product leucine rich repeat and fibronectin type III domain containing 4a (gene lrfn4a). NCBI's taxonomy places the organism in Eukaryota, Metazoa, Chordata, Chondrichthyes, Myliobatiformes, Dasyatidae. The record is from RefSeq and is a predicted model, not a curated record. Bases 493 to 2661 code for a protein of 722 amino acids. The transcript is spliced from 3 exons. Gene Ontology annotation, molecular function: protein binding.